AUGGUGGCGGGCAAAAAGCCUUACCCUAAGGCUACCCUGAAGAAGAUUGUCAAGGCGCAUUCGGGUAUGAGCAUUAGGAAAAACACCGACAUCACGAUCUAUCUCAAUUACGUUUUGUUUAUGAAUAGAUUAGUCAAGGAGGCCGCCAUUCAUGCAAAGCAGUCGGGAGAACGUGGAUUAACCGCUAGGAGCGUGAGAAAGGCAACUCGAGAUGCUCUGGCCAAAUUCAAAGGCUGA
Molecule: messenger RNA, 237 nt
Organism: Trichoderma virens Gv29-8
Lineage: Eukaryota; Fungi; Ascomycota; Sordariomycetes; Hypocreales; Hypocreaceae
Exons: 4
Coding region: 1-237 (78 amino acids)
Biological process (GO): mitotic cell cycle; chromosome segregation; kinetochore assembly
Cellular component (GO): kinetochore; nucleoplasm
Molecular function (GO): protein heterodimerization activity
Source: RefSeq, a predicted model, not a curated record